GCAGGCAAAAGCCAUGGUGGAUAUUAUAGAACAUUACGGGUGGACGUACAUCGCAGCCGUCGCUAUCGACAAUUCGUACGGUCGAUAUGGGUUACGCGCUUUAGAGAGAGAAGCGUACGACCGCAGGACGUUUUGCGUCGCGUUUUCCGAGUACUUUACGUAUUCCAGCGACAAACGGAAAAUAAAAACGAUCGUGAGGACGCUCAAAGCGGCCGAAAACAUCAAAGUGGUCGUCUUAUGGAGCAACUACGAGGCGGCCAAACGGUUUUUAGCAGAAGCGACCUCACAAGGAUUGGAAGGUCGAACGUUCCUCAUUAGCGAGUCCAUAGCAGUUUCAGAAGAGGUCCUGGAAGAAAACUCUGCCAUCCUCAAGGGAGCUUUGGCAAUACAGCCAUAUUUUUUUGCAGAUGAGCCACUAGAGAAGCAUCUCAGAGGAAUAACAGUAAAUGAUACCAGAUCUAGUGCUAACCCAUGGUGGGAAGAGUUUUGGACAAACCACCUUAACUGUUCGUGGAAAACUGGUUCAACAGACGAGUGUAGAGGUGAUACAAAGGUAGAUCAGCGGGCCUUUUCUCAAAUACACACUGCCUAUUGUCCUUAUGUAACCGACGCUGUGUACGCACUAGCCCAUGCCAUAGAUUCAAUGUACAAGUGUAAAGAGGCAAGUGGGCUGUUAGAGAAUGGAAAAUGUCCAAGCACACACUCUAUAAUCAAACCUGAAGACAUCGUUGUGUAUCUCAGGAAUGUUUCAUUUGAUGGAAUCACGGGACGGAUACAGUUCACCAAAACCGGCGAUCCUUUCUCUUCUUCGUACGACAUCGUGAACCUUCAGAAACGAGGCUAUCGCUACGCAACUGUUGAAGUGGGAACAUGGAUCGGAAGGAAACGUAAUAAACUCACAAUAAACAGCACACUAAUCAAGUGGAGUGACCCGGAAGACACCGAGAAACCCGUGUCUGUAUGCAGCCGAAGCUGUCGUCCAGGAACUAAGCAAACUGGGACUAUAUCUUGCUGCUGGGAGUGCAUAAAAUGUCCAGUCGGUAGCAUCAGCACGGAGUAUAGCUCCCAAAACUGCUCCCAAUGUCCAGAGGAACACAUGUCAAACGAAGAAAGUACGGCAUGUCUUCCCUUACCGGUUAUUAACAUUAGAUGGAGCGACACUUCAGCGGUGAUAUUCACGUUUCUAACAACGAUUGGCCUAUUUGGGACGUGCGUGACUUUCACUAUUUUCCUGAAGAACCGCAAUACCCCAUUGGUGAAGGCUUCCAAUCGAGAACUGAGCUUCUUCUUGUUGUUCGCCAUCGCUUUGUGUUUCGUGUUGACUUUGCUUCAUCUCGCACAACCCAGUACGGUUCUUUGUUGCAUCGUGUAUCCAUGGAGAUACUUCGUCAACACCGCGUGUGUAUCAGUCUUGUUCCUCAAGACAAACCGUCUGGUGCAAGCAUUCCAAGCGAAAGUUAUCCCAAACUGGUUCAAGCGCUACGUCGUGGACCGCAAACGUCAAUUCCUUGUCGUCUCCCUACUCAACAUGGUCGAGGUUAUCCUCACCGUCUUGUGGCUGGUGAUAGAUCCCCCACACGAACACCAGGAGGUGCGACCACAAACACACGUCUUCCAUACUUGUCUGCCAUUCCGCACAAAGGUCGGAAUGGUCUUUAGAGCCGUCAUGUUCUCGUAUUUCAUUUUCCUCUCUGUAUUAGCCUCCAUUUAUGCCUU
Molecule: messenger RNA, 1716 nt
Organism: Stylophora pistillata
Lineage: Eukaryota; Metazoa; Cnidaria; Anthozoa; Scleractinia; Pocilloporidae
Product: extracellular calcium-sensing receptor
Biological process (GO): G protein-coupled receptor signaling pathway
Cellular component (GO): membrane
Molecular function (GO): G protein-coupled receptor activity
Source: RefSeq, a predicted model, not a curated record